Messenger RNA from Entamoeba invadens IP1, 375 nucleotides. RefSeq lists its product as hypothetical. The record is from RefSeq and is a predicted model, not a curated record. The transcript has a single exon. The coding region runs from base 1 to 375 and encodes 124 amino acids. NCBI's taxonomy places the organism in Eukaryota, Evosea, Mastigamoebida, Endamoebidae.
AUGGAAGAGGAGUUAGUGAAAGUGGAUAUGGUUAUUAGUAAACCACCCACACAAGAAACAUCAGAUGCAAACAAAGCCACAACUCAAACUGAAACUACGGUAAUAUUGGCCACACAUGGACCAGAUUUACCAAUUAGUAGAGAGAGCUCGAUAAGAAGAAGCGUUCUUCGGUUUGGAGAAAACUUAAUAGACCCAGUGAGACAAAAACAGACUGGACCUUCACCAAGAAGACUUGUAGAAAUGGUAGAAAAUAAAGGUAGAUUUAAGAAGCCAACAUUAUGUAAUGUAGAACAUAAAAAACGAAAAAUAACUCAAUGUGGAAGGUGUCAACAAUAUGGUCAUAACAAACAAACGUGUCCAAUGAUUAAGAAAUAA